AUGGCUAAACCCCCAAAACCAAAUAUCACCAAAGAAGAGAAAUCGGCCAUAUUUAAGCUGAAAAGGGAACCCAGUAUCAUGAUCCUACCAGCAGACAAGGGAAAGGCUACAGUUGUGGUGGACAAGGACGACUACGAAAAACAAGUCAAUACUAUGUUGAGUGAUGUAAAGACCUAUGGAAAAUUAAAGAAAGACCCUACAACGAAAUAUAAAAGCAAACUAGUGGCGAUUCUCCAACGUCUGAAAAGAGAAGACAAAAUUACUGAAGCUCAGUACAAGUUCUUAUAUCCCACGGCUGAAAAUGUGCCAAGAAUCUACUGUACACCAAAAAUACAUAAAGAAGGCAAUCCGUAUAGACCUAUAGUCGAUUACACAGGAUCCAUAGCAUACAAUUUGUCCAAAAGCUUAGCCGAUCUACUGGCCCCUUUGGUAGGCACCACCGAACAUCACAUCAAGAACUCAACAGAGUUAGCAGAGGAACUAAAAACUAUACGUAUGAAACCAGACGAGAUAUCAUUUUCCCAUGACGUUGUCUCACUCUUUACCAACACUCCGAUCCCAGAAUCGAUUAACAUAAUCAAGUCGAGACUGGAGGCAGACAAAACGUUGAAGAAGCGAACCAACCUCACCACAGACGAUAUCAUCGAAUUACUCACGUUUGUCCUUAUGACCACAUAUUUCAAAUUCAGAGACCAAAUUUACAACCAGAAGUUUGGAGCAGCCAUGGGUAGCCCGGUCUCACCUAUCGUUGCCAAUCUUUACAUGGAAUGGCUUGAAACGGAAGCCAUUGCGACAGCACCGGCUGAUCUCAAACCAAAAUUGUGGCUACGCUAUGUAGAUGACACUUUGGAAAUCAUCAAGUCUGGUACAGUCCAACAAUGGACAGAACACCUCAACAGCAUCGACAGUACCAACAACAUAAAAUUUACGUACGAGGAAGAACUCGAUCAAAAAAUUCCUUUCCUCGACACACUCAUCCAUAAACGAGAAGAUGGCUCAUUAAAACUGACGGUGUAUAGAAAAAAGUCCCACACGGACCAGUACUUAAACUUUAACUCACACCACACAGUCAACCCAAAAACUGUCAGUGGUACGGACGCUACUAGAUCGUAG
Messenger RNA from Priapulus caudatus, 1113 nucleotides. RefSeq lists its product as uncharacterized. Lineage: Eukaryota; Metazoa; Priapulida; Priapulimorpha; Priapulimorphida; Priapulidae. The transcript has a single exon. The record is from RefSeq and is a predicted model, not a curated record. Bases 1 to 1113 code for a protein of 370 amino acids.